This is a messenger RNA of Budorcas taxicolor (takin), 2601 nucleotides long. RefSeq names its product leucine rich repeats and guanylate kinase domain containing (gene LRGUK). Gene Ontology annotation, molecular function: protein binding; GMP kinase activity. The transcript is spliced from 23 exons. The coding region runs from base 1 to 2601 and encodes 866 amino acids. The record is from RefSeq and is a predicted model, not a curated record. Gene Ontology annotation, cellular component: cytosol. Lineage: Eukaryota; Metazoa; Chordata; Mammalia; Artiodactyla; Bovidae.
AUGGCGACCUCCGGGAGAGAGCCCAAGUUUCCGAAGCCUUCCUCUCUCCAGGGAGGCAUGAGCAUUUCACGAACUGGAGCGCAGUCGAAAGUGCUGCACUCAGAAAAGGAUCGUCACUCUUGCUGGUCUCCUUUUCCCAUGGGUCAGAGACCGAAAAAUACUUUAUGCAAAGCCUCCUCCUACCUGCUCCAGCACCUCAUUCACCGCUAUCAGGAGUCAGACGUGGACAGAGAUUACUACGACCUGGAAGAGGGCGAGGGCGACGGCGAGGGCGAAGUGGAAUCCGAGGAGUCCUCAGAAUCCGAAAUGCUGAAUUUUGAGGGAGGACUUGAUGGGGUCCUGAGGGAGGAGGUCGUGGCUGAGAAGCUCUACCAACUAGGGCGCUCAGGCUCUGGGACGGAGCAGGUCUACCUCAGCCUGACUUUAUCAGAUCUUGAUUUAACUGACGUUAGCAUCCUCUGUGGAUAUGUUCACCUACAGAAGUUGGAUCUUUCAGUAAAUAAAAUUGAAGAUUUGUCUUGUGUGAGCUGUAUGCCUUAUCUUCUAGAACUUAAUGCUUCUCAGAAUCACCUGAAAACAUUCUUCAACUUCAAGCCACCCAAAAAACUCAAGAAGGUGGAUUUUUCCUACAACCAAAUUUCAGAAAUGUGCAGUUUAUCGGCAUACGAGUCUCUCACGAAACUAAUUUUGGACAGCAAUGAGAUAACUGAAAUCAGUGGACUAGAGCUGUGUAGCAGUCUUAACUACCUUAGUUUGGCCAACAACAAGAUCACAACCAUUAAUGGCUUAGGCAUGUUACCAAUCAAAAUACUUUGUCUGAGCAAUAACCAGAUUGAGAAGAUCACAGGUUUGGAUGACCUAAGAGUCCUUCAGAUCCUCGAUUUGAGCCAGAAUCAGAUCAGUAGCCUCCAAGGCUUAGAGGGUCAUGAUUUCUUGGAAGUGAUCAACCUCGAGGAUAAUAAGAUUGCUGAGCUGGGUGAAAUAGAAUACAUUGAAAACCUACCUCUCCUUCGAGUUCUCAAUCUUCUGAGAAAUCCAAUUCGGGAAAAACCUGACUAUUGGUCCUUCGUCAUUUUUAUGCUACUUCGAUUAACAGAAUUGGAUCAGAAGAAGAUUAAAGUGGACGAAAAGAUCUCGGCCGUGAAUAAAUACAACCCUCCCCCGGAAGUGGUCGCGGCCCAAGACCACAUGACCCAUGUGGUCAACAGCGUGAUGCAGCCGCAGAGGAUCUUUGACAGCACCCUGCCUAGUCUGGAUGCCCCGUACCCCAUGCUGGUAUUGGCCGGUCCUCAAGCAUGUGGUAAACGAGAACUCGCUCACCGCCUCUGCAGACAGUUCAGCACUUACUUCAGAUACGGGGCCUGUCACACAACCAGACCGCCUUACUUUGGAGAAGGAGAUCGGGUUGAUUAUCAUUUUAUCUCUCAAGAAGUUUUUGAUGAAAUGCAAAACAUGGGGAAAUUCAUUCUAACCUAUAAUUACGGUAAUCACAAGUACGGAUUAAGUAGGGACACCAUAGAAGGUAUCGCAAGAGAUGGUUUAGCAAGCUGUGUUCAUAUGGAAAUAGAAGGUGUAAGAAGUUUAAAACAUUCCUAUUUUGAGCCUCGAUAUAUCCUGGUGGUACCCAUGGACAAGCAAAAAUAUGAAGGCUACUUGAGGAGAAAAGGAUUAUUCAGUCGUGUAGAGAUUGAAUUUGCUGUCUCCAGAGUGGACCUUUAUAUUAAAAUUAAUCAGAAAUAUCCAGGGUACUUUGAUGCAGUAAUCAACGCAGAUGAUCUGGAUGUUGCCUACCAAAAGCUCAGUAAGCUCAUUAGAGAAUACCUUGGAUUUUCUGAGGUGACUGCCAUGAGUUUGGCUCCAACCACAGGAGAUAUUAAGAAACCUCAGCUGAAACCUGAAAAGACUUCUAGGAAGUUAAGAGUUUCAAAUGAGUUUGAAUCCCUGGAUUUUGCAGACAGAAACUACUUUGUGAAAUUAUGGGCCAGACUUUCAGGCAAAAAAACGCCAGUGGAAAGAGAGUCUUUGGAGAGACAGUAUGAGACAGCCCGGCAGACCCUAAUGGGAAAUACGCCUCCUCAGCACACGUUCCUAUUUCAAAGGGGUCUAGUACCAGCACCCAUCAUCAAUAAUCUACGUUAUUUUACAGCAUUAGAACUCAAGAAAAGUUUUGAGCUUUAUGGGGAUUAUUUUAAAGCCCCCUUUGGACCUUCUGAAAAGAGUGUCAUGGAUUCCAGUGAUUCCAUGCAAUAUCCUGAAUUACUUCAAUCUUGUCCAUGGCCAAAAGAUUUGCCUUUUCGGCCUCCAGAAGACAGUAUUUGUUCACACCCAGGCUCAAUAAUAGGUGAUACUGAGGAUCAUGCCCUAAAAGCACUAUAUAAAGCAUUUCCACAUGGAAAAGGUUCUCUCCAACAUAGAAGACACACAGUCUCAGCCAUCAGUCGUCCAGGUCUACACCUGCAAUGGAUUUUUGUGUACAGAGUGAGGGCACAGAAAUCUGAGGGGUUUAUAGAGUUUUCAAGGCAUCAGCGGAAAGCAUCUGGUUCCUGCAUUAAUGAGAAAGUCUUGGGGGUCUUGCCUGCUCUCCAGGGACCAUGCCUGUAG